ACAUUCUUGAUAAUCUAUCGUACUUUGUUGCGCCGUAAGAAAAUAAUCGCAGGCUUAUAAUACGCUCUCACUUAACGAAAAGAUCAUUUUGACGACGGUGCGUGCGUGCGGCAUCGCGGGUCUAGGUCUCGAGACGUCGGCCGUUGCAUCCCGCAGCGACCCGCGCGAUCGAGAUCGCGCCUCGCCAAGAGCGGCAAAAUACGUGAGUGGGAGAGAGACGUGGAAACGACCGGAGGAAGCCGAACGGGAAAGAGAGAUCGAGAAAAUGACCCCCACUCGUGACAACAAGGAGAUAGAGGGGCGCUCUUAUAAAGACUAUGCCUACAGCCCUGUACCAGUGAGUUCCCCCUCGGCGGUGUAUGAAACACCCCCGGUCAGAGAAUCUGUGGAGUUGAACGUGCACGGCAGGCCGUCCUUUCGCACCGCCGUUCAUCCCGCGGAGAGGAUGGAAAAAGGUUCUAAGUUCCCUCAAUUCCUGGCUGCUGCUGCGGCUAAUUUAUCGGUCCUCGCGACUGGUGCAGCUAUAGGGUGGACAAGCCCGAUUCUCCCUGUACUGGAAAACGAUGGUGGACCUUUGGGGUCGCGAAUCAGCAGAGACCAGAGUUCAUGGAUAGGAUCUCUGGUGGCCGUCGGUGCUCUCGUCGGCAGUUUCGUGUCGGGAUAUCUCGGGGAAAGAUGGGGCCCUAAACGAACAUUGCUAUCUUGCAUAGUGCCGUUUCUUAUUGGAUGGAUACUUGUCGCCACUGCAGGCCACGUUGCUCAGCUUUAUGUUGCUCGAUUUAUAUUUGGAUUGGCUACGGCUGUCACAUUCACAAUCCUCCCUAUGUACUGUGGAGAGAUCGCCGAGACUUCUAUCAGGGGAUCGUUGGGCUCUUUCCUUCAGCUCUUUAUCACGAUCGGUUUCCUGUAUGCCUACGCCAUCGGGCCAUUCGUCAGCUACGUGGUCUUUUGGAUUCUUUGUAGCAUCUUGCCGGUGAUCUUCUUCGUCUCCUUCAUGAUGAUGCCGGAGUCUCCGUAUUUCCUCCUCAAGCAGGGACGUAGAGACGCGGCGAUCGCGUCUCUAGCGAAGCUCCGAGGCAAGUCCGAAGCGGCUGUCCAGAAAGAGGCCGACGAAAUACAAGAGAUUCUUGACGAUGCUUUCAAGAAUCAAGUCGGCAUCUCGGAACUGUUUAAAGUGAAGGUGAACUUCAAGGCGCUGAUCUACACAUGUGCCAUGGUUUCGUUCCAGCAGUUUACCGGUAUCAACAUCGUGCUGUUCUAUAUGCAAAAUAUCUUCAUUGCUGCCGGAGGUCUCGUCCCAACGGAGAUAGCUCCGAUUAUCAUCGGAGUUGUGCAGGUGUUAGCGUCAGCGGUGACACCCUUGGUUGUCGACAGAUUAGGCAGAAGAGUGCUCCUCGUUUUCUCCGGCAUCGGGGAGACAGUCAGUUUGUGUGCCCUAGGCUUGUAUUUUUACCUGAAGGAGGUACAGCACGCGGACGAUGUGGUGAAUCAGAUAUCCUGGCUACCGGUAGCCUCGCUUAUAAUUUUCAUUGCCACGUACAGCGUAGGAUGGGGUCCGCUUCCAUGGGCAGUGAUGGGCGAGAUGUUCGCCUCGAACGUUAAAGCUAAGGCUUCGAGUAUAACAGUAUUCGUCUGCUGGUUAUUGGCUUUCAUCAUCACCAAGUUCUCCAGCAACCUCGAAGUGGCGUUCAACGGCAUGUUCGCGACCUUCUGGAUGUUCGGAGGAUUCUGCAUUCUCAGUAUCCUUUUCACGGUAUUAUUGUUGCCCGAGACGAAAGGCAAGACUCUUCAGCAAAUUCAAGACGAGCUCAGUGGGGUGACUUCCACUACAAGUGUCGAGAAUGGGACGAAGAAGUGAGCGGGAAACACUCACGUUAGAUUAUUCUGACAAAUUGUCUACGCUGGACAUCUGAUGAAUUCGCGAGACACUUCGAAGAGAUUGGAUAUUUAAAAUAUAUUCGCGAGAAUUCGUAAGGAUUUAUAUCUUUUUAACAAAUUGAAGGAUUUGAUAUCGUCUAUAGCGGAGAAGGUUCAAGUAAAUUACCAGAAAUUGCGCGGAUAAUAUAUGUGCCUAUAUUCUACUGCCAAAUUUAUAAAGAUAUAUAAUACGAGAAAAAGAAACGUCUUUAAGCUUGGGCCACCAUUUAGUGUCCUGUUGCUAAUUAAUGAAAAUUCAAUUAAAGAAAAAUGGAAAUUUGCUCGAAUUUAAACAUAGGAUAGAUUCUAUUUUGCUCAUAUACGCAUGCGGAGACAAUUUUCUUGUUUCCCAGGUGGAACCAAAUCUACUUUGUCGUCUUCCACACACUUUACAUAACGCUUAACGCGACACACGGCAAUUGUUCGUGUGUACAAUGUAAGUCAUGGAUAAUUACAAAUACGCUUGCGUUAAAGAUACUUCGACACGUAUCUCUGUUCAUGAGCUUCAUUUUUCAAACAUAAAGGAAUUUGUGACGUGCCAGUAAACGUUCCUAGCGUUUUCAAGCAAGUUCCUGCCUGGUCCGUGAUUAGAAAACGCGGUGAAAUAUGCGAUUCUUCUGCUUGCAUUUUAUCAGGAUUUUUUCUAAUACGUAUACUAGACGUAAAGUAUUAAAAAAAAACUAAAAGGAUUAAUUUCGCGGUGUAUUUCUCGUUCACGGAUGAGAGACUAGUCAUUUUACUACAUGUCUGCAUAGAAAACGCAAUUAUUAACGACGCCGUAGAUAUCGAAGCUUAAGAAGAAAAUUUCAUGUCUACCGUUUAUGACGACAGUGGAAAUUUAAUUUAUAUCAUUUAAAGGUACCAAUAAAACGGUAAAUGUAUUUGGUGUGAAGAGAGAAAGAGGUACGAAGCAAAACUCUAUUUUCAAUUGAGAAUGACAAAUCCGUUAUCGAUGUAUUUAAUCAUCUAACAUAAUUUUGGCUAAUUUACAUAUAUUUCAAAUAAUUAUAAUUACGCGAAAAUAAUUUUAAGAAAUGAUACCCGAACAUUGUAUUAUUAGUUCAUAUCACAUUCGUUUUCUAAGUUAUUGUAUAAGUAAUUUUAAUAUAUUAUUUGUAAUAUCUGACUUUUUAAUAAGUGGUACUAUUUUCAAGCGCGCGAUGUAUUUUUUCUUCUUAAUUUAAAGAGAGAUAUGACACACAAAUUAUUAAUUUAAUAUCAUCUCAAUAUACUGUGAAACAUGUUAAUGAUAAUUUAUAAAAGAUUAUUCUGUUAGAUGUUUUCUGAUAUUAGUUCCAAAAUCUAACUUACAAAACAAAAUUAUAUAAUAAUGAAAAUCAAAAUUUUAUUAAAGUUUUUUUUUGACAAAUGAGUGCAGAUUGCAUAUAUUAAUCAGUAACUAAGACUUUUUUAAACAAUUUACAAUAAUUACAAUAAUAUGAUAAUGUGUCGAAAUAAUAUUUUAUAAAGUAUA
Vollenhovia emeryi is the source of this 3391-nucleotide messenger RNA. RefSeq names its product solute carrier family 2, facilitated glucose transporter member 8-like. The transcript has 7 exons. Gene Ontology annotation, molecular function: sugar transmembrane transporter activity. NCBI's taxonomy places the organism in Eukaryota, Metazoa, Arthropoda, Insecta, Hymenoptera, Formicidae. The record is from RefSeq and is a predicted model, not a curated record. Gene Ontology annotation, cellular component: membrane. Gene Ontology annotation, biological process: transmembrane transport; carbohydrate transport. Bases 266 to 1858 code for a protein of 530 amino acids.